Cryptococcus amylolentus CBS 6039 is the source of this 954-nucleotide messenger RNA. Its product is annotated as Fe-S cluster assembly protein DRE2. NCBI's taxonomy places the organism in Eukaryota, Fungi, Basidiomycota, Tremellomycetes, Tremellales, Cryptococcaceae. Gene Ontology annotation, biological process: iron-sulfur cluster assembly. The transcript has 3 exons. Gene Ontology annotation, molecular function: iron-sulfur cluster binding. Gene Ontology annotation, cellular component: cytoplasm. The record is from RefSeq and is a predicted model, not a curated record. Bases 1 to 954 code for a protein of 317 amino acids.
AUGACCGCCGUCCACGCCAACGCCGCCUCAGGGCCCUCCACCCAGAUCGUCCUCGGCUCUAUGCAGAGGUCGGACGACUACCAGCACAUCCUCACAGAGCUCAAGUCUGCCGCCGGGCCCAUGGGCAAGGUCCAGGGCGAGAUGAUUGACCGUAUUCUGGAUAAUGCCACCUCCCUGCCCGCCGCUCCCCUCACAAUCCACCUGGUCAUUCCCCUCCCCCUUCCGUCCAAUCUUCUGCCGUCCAUUCCACCUUCUACACAACUCUUUAUCCAUCUUCCAUCAAAUAGCGAGCCGCAGCUCCCCUCGCUCCACUCUACCCUCGCCGCCCACCAGUUCACUCCCGUUCUGCCGACGCCUUCCGCCUCCAUUCUCGCCUACACUGCUCCAUCGGCCCCAUCACUUCCCACCGUCCCCUCUGUCCCUUCUCCCGCUCCUACAACAUCUGCCAUCCCUCUCAACGGGGGCGCGAGGCCUCUGCAGCUGCGCCGGAAUGGUGACAAGGCUCGGAAGGCCGCCCUGUGGGCUGUAGACUCUCCCAUCCUUGCUGAUGGCGGCAAGUCGCUCCUCACCCCUGCCGACCGUGCUCGCCCAGACUGUGUGUUUCCCAACGAGACGGGCAAGCCUGUCAAGCGGCGCAGGGCGUGCAAGGACUGUACCUGUGGACUGAAGGAGCUCGAGGAUCAGGAAGCAGAGCAGAGUGCAGCGGCCGUCAAGGAGGCUCAAAAGGCCUUCUUCUUGGAGGGCGACGAUGAUAUCCCAGAGGCGCUCAAGACAGCGACCGUCGGUGUGGAGGGGGUAUGGCCUGUGGCGAAGCGGGCAGAGGCCAAGAAGACUAGCAGCUGUGGCAGUUGCUAUCUCGGUGACGCCUUCAGGUGCGGGAGCUGUCCCUACCUUGGCCUUCCGCCAUUCAAGCCAGGAGAAAAGGUCUCGCUCUCCAUCGGCGACGACAUUUGA